Molecule: messenger RNA, 513 nt
Organism: Magallana angulata
Lineage: Eukaryota; Metazoa; Mollusca; Bivalvia; Ostreida; Ostreidae
Product: fucolectin-like
Exons: 2
Source: RefSeq, a predicted model, not a curated record
ACAGUUCUCUUAGCACCUGCAUUGGGUAAACCUACCGAACAGUCUUCAACGUUUCAAGUUUAUGGAGCACAGUUGGCAGUAUAUGGUAACAGAGGUACAAACCUUCUCCAAGAAGAGUGUACAUACACAGGAGGAAACGACACAAAUCCCUGGUGGAGGGUGGACCUACUGACUGUGUAUACCAUCACAUCUGUCAGAAUACUCAACAGAGGAAAAGACGCAGGAGGAGAUGCGUCAGACCGACUUCGGGACGUUACCGUCACUGUAGGGUUGACAGAAUCUGAAACUCCUUGUGGUUUCUUUGCUGGUCCCGGUACCGCGUCACAGCUGGUUGUCAUCGACUGUACGACAUUACGACGGGGAAGAUUCGUUAAGAUCUCCAAGACAUCUGAGGCUCUUACUCUAUGUGAAAUCGACGUGUUUGGAUUCUCCUUCUUAUUAAUAUCAAAGAUACGAUACCGUAUUACGUUAAAUGUUUGCGUAUGUCCACCCUUUCAGGUUCACUCCUUAUAG